Phaethon lepturus (White-tailed tropicbird) is the source of this 1726-nucleotide messenger RNA. RefSeq names its product transcriptional adaptor 2A (gene TADA2A). Gene Ontology annotation, biological process: regulation of transcription by RNA polymerase II; chromatin remodeling. Lineage: Eukaryota; Metazoa; Chordata; Aves; Phaethontiformes; Phaethontidae. Gene Ontology annotation, cellular component: nucleus; SAGA-type complex. Gene Ontology annotation, molecular function: transcription coactivator activity; protein binding; zinc ion binding. The record is from RefSeq and is a predicted model, not a curated record.
UUUUUGGACAUACUGGUUGGGGCAAGGCUUACACUGCGGGCUUUUAGGCAAGACGGGUUUUACUCAGAGGAGUGAGAACACCACCAAGGGAGAGGAAUGGAGCGCUUGGCCUCCUUCAGUAAUGAUCCUUUUGAUAAGCCUCCAUGCCGAGGUUGCUCUUCGUACCUCACAGAGCCCUACGUUAAGUGUGCUGAGUGUGGGCCUCCUCCCUUCCUCCUGUGUUUGCAGUGUUUCACACGAGGAUUUGAAUACAAGAAACAUCAAAGUGAUCAUACUUAUGAGAUAAUGACUUCCGAUUUCCCUGUCUUGGAUCCUAACUGGACAGCUCAAGAGGAAAUGGCUCUCCUAGAAGCUGUGAUGGACUGUGGAUUUGGAAACUGGCAGGACGUAGCCAACCAGAUGUGUACAAAAUCCAAGGAGGAGUGUGAGAAACAUUAUAUGAAACACUUUAUCAACAAUCCCUUGUUUGCAUCUACGUUACUGAACCUGAAGCAGGCGGAGGAGGCACAGCACAACGAAACAGCCAUUCCUUUCCACCCUGCUGAUGAUCCCCCACGGCCUACUUUUGAUUCCUUGCUCUCCAGGGAUAUGGCUGGGUACAUGCCGGCGAGGGCUGACUUUGUUGAGGAGUUUGACAACUAUGCUGAAUGGGAUUUGAGAGAUAUUGAUUUUGUAGAAGAUGAUUCAGACAUUUUGCAUGCUCUGAAGAUUGCAGUUGUAGAUAUCUAUCACUCCAGGUUAAAGGAAAGACAGAGAAGAAAAAAAAUUAUAAGAGAUCAUGGCCUAAUCAACCUCAGAAAAUUUCAGAUUUUGGAAAGGCGAUAUCCAAAGGAGGUUCAAGACCUUUAUGAAACAAUGCGACGAUUUGCACGAAUUCUUGGACCGGUAGAGCAUGAUAAGUUCAUUGAAAGCCAUGCAUUGGAAUUUGAGCUGCGCAGGGAAAUAAAGCGACUACGUGCAGGAAUCACCAAUUUCUGUAGUGCCAGAACAUACGAUCACCUGAAGAAGACAAGAGAUGAGGAACGCCUAAAGCGCACUAUGCUCUCUGAAGUCCUGCAGUACAUCCAGGACAGCAGUGCCUGCCAGCAGUGGCUCAGUCGACAAGCCGAUAUUGAUUCCGGCCUGAGUCCCACAGUACCAGUUCCUUCAAACUCAGGUAGACGGAGUGCCCCGCCACUGAACCUCACAGGUCUCCCAGGGACAGAGAAACUUAAUGAGAAGGAGAAGGAGCUCUGUCAGAUGGUGAGGUUGGUCCCUGGAGCCUAUUUAGAAUAUAAAGCUGCUUUAGUGAACGAGUGUAACAAACAAGGAGGCCUGAGACUAGCGCAGGCUAGAGCACUCAUCAAGAUCGAUGUGAACAAAACCAGGAAAAUCUAUGACUUCCUUAUCAGAGAAGGGUACAUCACGAAAGCCUGAGGACAGACAUCAGCGCUUUGGCUGGAGCAGACAGAUGUGGAGAAGCUUUGAAGUCACUUUGACUGCACUGAAAGAUUUUAACAGUGUUGAAUGAAGGACAUUUCCUUUUGUUUAAAAUCUUUUGGGGCUUUUUUUUUUUAAAAAAAAACAAGUAGGGAGCUUUGUUAAAUUGUAUGAAUACUGACAUCUCUUUGUCUGGUUUCCUUUUGACUCUGCUGUUUAACACUGCUGUUGUCAGAAUUAGGCUGCCGCGUACCGCUGGAAAGAAUCAUAUGCCAUAUAAGCUAAUCUUAAAUGUGAAUGGGCAUUC